GCCCCUUCCCGACCCCUGGCUCGGGCCCGGGCCGGAGCCCGCCUCGGGUCUUGCGCCGGCCUAGAAAGCGGGAGAAGCUGAGUGAGUGACAGCCCCCACCCACCUGUGGACAGCCCCUUCUUGCCCUCUCCUCGGAAUCCUGACAACGUCCCCAUCAUCCCGACCCUGCGUUUUCCUUGGGAUUCCGACCUCCCCUUCAGAGAAGACAGGAGGUCGGGAAGGACCUGCAGCCCAGGGGCUUCCAAGAUGAGGCCCAGAGACUCGGUAGAGUUCCAGCAUUCGGGACUUUGGAGAUUUCCCCUCGCCCCCUACCCCCACCAUCUCACCCUGGGUAUGACCUGCGCUGUAUGGGACAGGGCUUUGGGCUGCGACAGGGCAGGGGACAGGAAUGGCAACAUACCCUUACCUUCUAGCCCAGGGUCACCAGGUAGGCUCCAGAGGAGCUGGACCCUGACUUUUACCUUAACCAUGAGGCCACUGAAGUUAGGAAGCUUACAUCGUGGUUGUCUUAAGUGUGUGUUAGGGACAGCACUGGGGAGCUGUUGCCCCAGAGGGAGGGGUCCUCUCUUGUGCCCAUGGGGACAUAGGUGUAUCCCUGGAGGGUCGCUUACCAUUUCCUGGCCUCAGGAUUAUCAAUGCAGAGAAAUCUGAAUUCAAUGAGGAUCAAGCCGCCUGUGGGAAGCUGUGCAUCCGGAGAUGUGAAUUUGGGGCUGAAGAAGAGUGGCUGACCCUGUGCCCAGAGGAGGUGAGCGCAGCCUGAGUUCUUGACUGGAAUCCCUCCUACAGGCUGGGGCCACGACCUGCAGGCUGAGUUCCUGACAGGCCAUUACUGGGCACUGUUCGAUGGGCACGGCGGUCCUGCAGCAGCCAUCUUGGCUGCCAACACCCUGCACUCCUGCUUGCGCCGGCAGCUGGAGGCCGUGGUAGAGGGCUUGGUGGCCACUCAGCCCCCCAUGCACCUCAAUGGCCGCUGCAUCUGCCCCAGUGACCCUCAGUUUGUGGAGGAAAAGGGCAUCAGGGCAGAAGACUUGGUGAUCGGGGCAUUGGAGAGUGCCUUUCAGGAAUGUGACGAGGUGAUCGGGCGGGAGCUGGAGGCCUCAGGCCAGGUGGGCGGCUGCACAGCCCUGGUGGCUGUGUCCCUGCAGGGAAAGCUGUACGUGGCCAAUGCUGGGGAUAGCAGGGCCAUCUUGGUGCGAAGAGAUGAGAUACGGCCACUGAGCUUCGAGUUCACCCCAGAGACUGAGCGGCAGCGGAUCCAGCAGCUGGCCUUUGUCUACCCUGAGCUUCUGGCUGGCGAGUUCACCCGACUGGAGUUCCCUCGGCGGCUGAAGGGGGAUGACUUGGGACAGAAGGUUUUGUUCAGGGAUCACCACAUGAGUGGUUGGAGCUACAAACGUGUGGAGAAAUCGGAUCUCAAGUACCCACUGAUCCAUGGACAGGGUAGGCAGGCUCGGUUACUAGGAACACUGGCUGUCUCCCGGGGGCUGGGAGACCAUCAGCUCAGAGUCCUAGACACGAACAUCCAGCUCAAGCCCUUCUUGCUCUCUGUCCCACAGGUGACUGUGCUGGAUGUGGGCCAGCUGGAGCUACAGGAGGAUGAUGUGGUUGUCAUGGCGACUGAUGGACUCUGGGAUGUCCUGUCCAACGAGCAGGUGGCAUGGCUGGUGCGGAGCUUCCUCCCUGGGAACCAAGAGGACCCACACAGGUUCUUGAAGCUGGCCCAGAUGCUGAUACACAGCACACAGGGAAAGGAAGACAGUCCCACAGAGGAAGGGCAGGUGUCCUACGAUGACGUCUCUGUGUUCGUGAUUCCCUUGCACAGUCAGGGCCAAGAGAGCAGUGGCCACUGAGGAUUCAGACACUGUAUCCCAGAACUGCUCCAGUGCCCGGGUGUGGUCUGGGCAUCCCUCCAGUGUGACCAAGAGCAAAUCCUGCCUGCCCUAUCCCUAGCCACAGCCCAGCGCUCUCCCUGCACCUCAACACACAUCCAUCUCAAGAGGAACAUUUAUGCCAGGCAGUCAGAGCUGGAAGGGUAUGGAGAGCCCAGCCCACCAGGUCCUGCUUUUUGCGGUGAUAACCUCUGGCAGAGUGACUUUACAAGUUAACUAGGAAACCCAUGUGAGGUUCCUCAGACAGGAUCUUCAACAGCCCAAAGUAUCAUUCUCAGGGGCACCCAGGCUAAGGGUAUUAGCCAAAGAUGCCAGGAUGGGCAGCUAACCCAUGUUUAGAUCCAGGUCUCCAAUUCAUGGAUGUCAGAGCAUGCGUUCAACAACCCCCAAAGUCCACGCAGGGUGGCUUGUAGAAACCUUUGGGCAGCCUCAUGUCUGCUAAAACAGCCAUCUUCAAGACAGCCCCUGAAAAGAGACCAACUCAGGUCCUGCCCUGCUAUUCUUUGCUGGAGAUGAGGAACAGGCUCUGGGGCUAAAGUCUGGGGUAAAGCACAAGGGACUAGAGGAACUCUUGGAGUUGGCUGGGUGAGAGGGCUCUCCAUUUGUUACCUGUAGUAGCCUGCCUCCUAACUGGUUGCUUCUCCCUAGUUCCAGCCCUGCCCUGGUCUGAUGCCCCAACACUGCCUUUGCUUUGUUGUUCCAUCACCUCCCUAUUAUUAAAUGUUUUCUACAGAAGA
Messenger RNA from Macaca mulatta (Rhesus monkey), 2626 nucleotides. The record is from RefSeq and is a predicted model, not a curated record. Lineage: Eukaryota; Metazoa; Chordata; Mammalia; Primates; Cercopithecidae.